CGCGGAUGUCCAUGAAGCCCUCUACAAAACACAACCAAGUAAUUCAGUAGUGCUUAAAUGACCGUCAUAAAAAUUGUAGUAUGCAAUUUUAUUCACUCAGCAUUGAAUAUGACCUGUGAGUAUAUGUCGAUGAAUUAGCUGUUCCAUCAGUUGUCGUCCGACAUAACGGCAUACUGACGAGAAAUACCUCCAAUAUCUACAACCCAUGAUACCACUCCGGACAAAGUUUGACAGUUACAUGAAGCAGCAGAAUGCCAACCAGGAGGUUGCACCAUUGAAGAAAUCCAUUCAUCUCUUAGACGGCGCUCAGGAAAUUACCGUAGCAACUCAGUGUACACGAGACACAACUAACCACUGCACACUAGUCACAGCUAACGAUCCCUUUGCUGGUUCGCAGUGUGAACCAGUUCUUGGUAUUCUAACCUAUGCUACUCGAAGGCUAACAAAUCGUUCUCCUAAUUACUGUGACUGUCGCAACUGCACGAUACACUUUUUCCUGUUGGACAACAAUUGGCUGACAACUCCAAGCAAACACCAUACUGUCGGAAUCCCUAAGUCGACUAACACACUCACAAGAGACAUCUGAAAGCCUGUAAACUAACAGACAACCUCACCUAUCUGACAUGCCGACAAGAACU
This is a messenger RNA of Trichobilharzia szidati, 638 nucleotides long. Lineage: Eukaryota; Metazoa; Platyhelminthes; Trematoda; Strigeidida; Schistosomatidae. The record is from the annotation of a GenBank genome assembly.